UGUUGGUCUUACCAGGUAGGCACGGUCGUUCCCAUGUAUCGAGGGAUGAGUAUUGAGGUUCCAAUGAGUUUGGGUUUGUGUUUGUGUUUGAGACCAAAAAGGAGACCAAACCUUGCAAACAAAGUGCGCAGCCGCCAAGAACUUACCGUUACCAGUGUGAUGUGCCCUGCUUCCGAGACAAACACAAUGGCACUUCGUUUUGAGGUUCUUGGCAGGUUCAACCGUGCUCGUGCCUCUCUAUUGACUCUCCCUCAUUUUGUGUGCCAAACGCCUUUAUUUAUGCCGGUGGGCACACAGGGAACAAUCAAAGGAUUGACAACUAGCCAGCUUGAGGAUAUUGGUUGCCAAAUAAUACUUGGAAAUACAUAUCACUUGGCCCUUCGACCUACUUCCGAGCUUCUUGAUGAAGCUGGUGGUCUUCACAAUUUUAUGAACUGGCCGCGUGCUCUGCUUACAGACUCUGGUGGCUUUCAAAUGGUUUCAUUGUUGCAUCUUGCUGAUAUCACAGAAAAAGGGGUCACAUUUCAGUCACCAGUAGAUGGAAAGCCAAUGCUUCUAACACCUGAGGAAUCAAUACAAAUACAAAAUAGAAUUGGAGCAGAUAUCAUUAUGGCUCUUGAUGAUGUUGUAAAGACGACCAUUACUGGUCCAAGAGUUGAGGAAGCUAUGUAUCGAACACUUAGAUGGAUAGACAGAUGUAUAGCAGCUCACGGGAGACCUCAUGAUCAGAACUUGUUUGGUAUUGUGCAAGGUGGCUUAGACCCUGUAUUGAGGGAUAUCUGUGUCAAGGGUAUGGUGGAGCGCAAUUUGCCUGGCUAUGCUAUUGGUGGUCUUUCAGGCGGUGAAGAUAAAAAUUCAUUUUGGCGAGUUGUUGCUCAGUGCACUGCUGCUUUGCCUGAGGAUAAACCACGAUAUGUCAUGGGAGUUGGUUAUCCACUUGAUAUUGUUGUCUGUAGUGCUUUGGGUGCUGACAUGUAUGACUGUGUUUAUCCUACCCGUACUGCACGCUUUGGCACUGCUCUCAUUCCUGAGGGCUUGGUGGAACAGUCAAGGGAAUUACACCCAAGGUCCGAAGGCUUACCUCAAUGCUUCAGUCAACCUUUGUUCACCACC
Molecule: messenger RNA, 1113 nt
Organism: Gastrolobium bilobum
Lineage: Eukaryota; Viridiplantae; Streptophyta; Magnoliopsida; Fabales; Fabaceae
Exons: 12
Cellular component (GO): cytosol
Molecular function (GO): tRNA-guanosine(34) queuine transglycosylase activity
Source: RefSeq, a predicted model, not a curated record